UUUCGACAGGCAUUUACGCGGGCGCACGCUGGUCCUUCCUCCUUUUCUACGUCCCUCAGCGAGGCCGGCGUCAAGAUGAACGACACAGUGACUGUCAGGACCCGUAAAUUCAUGACGAACCGGCUGCUUCAGAGGAAGCAAAUGGUCGUCGAUGUCUUGCACCCAGGCAAAGCAACAAUUCCCAAAACUGAAAUCAGGGAAAAACUCGCCAAGAUGUACAAGACCACCCCUGAUGUCGUGUUCGUGUUUGGCUUCAGAACUCAGUUUGGAGGGGGAAAGACGACAGGCUUCGCUAUGGUGUAUGACUCCUUAGACUACGCUAAGAAGAACGAGCCCAAGCACAGACUGGCCAGGCACGGACUCUAUGAGAAGAAAAAGACCUCAAGAAAACAGCGCAAGGAACGCAAGAACAGAAUGAAGAAAGUCAGAGGCGUCAAGAAGGCCUCUGUGGGCGCUGCCGGCAAAAAGAAAUGAGGUGUCAGUUUCAGGUACAGAAGCUGAGCGCAUGGUGUGCCGUGUGCAGCACAUCAUAGAGCAGAUCUGCUAGUCCUAUGCAUGUUUCCUUAUGUUAGUCUGUGUGUGUAAACCUCAAACCCAAGGCUUUUGUCCUCUGUCCUUACUCACUGGGUAUGGUCCACGUGUGUUCCAAUGUAGUGCUUAGAGAGAAUGCUUCAAUAUGAAUUGAAAUAAGGGGUAAAAAGCAUGGGUUGGAGUGACUGUGUGGAAGCUCUUAACUAGAACCCUGGUCCUGACUAGACGUGUGUUUUUAAAAGCAACUCGUUUGAACUACAUGAUAAUUUCUUAAGUUACAGCCUCUUGUAUUUGUGCACCGUCCGAACUAUUUUAACUUAUAUUAACUAUUUUACUUUUUUUCUUUCAUUUGCAGUGAGCCUGGACUGCUGGGGAGGUCUGCGUGUGCAAGAUGUUCUUGUAUAUUGUCAAUAAAAUUGAAAAAAAAAGA
This is a messenger RNA of Boleophthalmus pectinirostris (great blue-spotted mudskipper), 961 nucleotides long. RefSeq names its product ribosomal protein S24 (gene rps24). The coding region runs from base 76 to 474 and encodes 132 amino acids. NCBI's taxonomy places the organism in Eukaryota, Metazoa, Chordata, Actinopteri, Gobiiformes, Gobiidae. The record is from RefSeq and is a predicted model, not a curated record. Gene Ontology annotation, molecular function: structural constituent of ribosome. Gene Ontology annotation, biological process: translation. The transcript has 5 exons. Gene Ontology annotation, cellular component: ribosome.